Molecule: messenger RNA, 597 nt
Organism: Aspergillus wentii DTO 134E9
Lineage: Eukaryota; Fungi; Ascomycota; Eurotiomycetes; Eurotiales; Aspergillaceae
Product: PRKRIP1 family protein
Exons: 1
Coding region: 1-597 (198 amino acids)
Biological process (GO): negative regulation of protein kinase activity
Cellular component (GO): nucleolus
Molecular function (GO): double-stranded RNA binding; protein kinase binding; protein kinase inhibitor activity
Source: RefSeq, a predicted model, not a curated record
AUGUCCGAACCGGGCCCCGAGUCAAUCCCUACAAGCGCAGACCCGCGCAGCAAAAGACCCGUCAAGCGCCGCGCAAUCACGCCGCACUCGGAACAAGCAACGCAAAUCGACUCCCUGUUCAAAGACCCAUCAAAGGAAAUCAAACUGCCCGACACUGCGAAGCCACGCUCUGUGGCGUCGUUGGCUGCGCCGCCGGAAAUCGUCGCCAAUGUGCAGGGUUCUUCGGCGGGUGCUGGGUCGGGCGAGUUCCAUGUCUACAAGGCGAGUCGGAGGAGAGAGUAUGAGCGACUACGGAUGAUGCAGAGUGAGGUUGAUAAGGAGAAGGAAGAUAAGGAUUGGGAUAAGGAGAGGGAAGAAGCGAAGCGAAAGGAUGAAGAGAAGACGGAGAAGAAUCGGAAGAAGAGGGAGAAGAGAAAUGCGGCGAAGAAGAAAAAUAACAAGAAUGCUUCGGGCAAUGGGCAAGAAACGGACAAGGUGGAGGCCAGAAAACCAGCUCCAGCGCUCAGGUUUCCUGGCCAGAAAACAGACGAGGAUCAGGGCCAGGAAGAUGGGCCAGCACCGGCCGAGGAGGUUGGAGUCAUCAUCCACGAUGACUGA